Messenger RNA from Polypterus senegalus (gray bichir), 2799 nucleotides. Its product is annotated as nuclear receptor-binding protein 2-like. The coding region runs from base 375 to 1898 and encodes 507 amino acids. Lineage: Eukaryota; Metazoa; Chordata; Cladistia; Polypteriformes; Polypteridae. Gene Ontology annotation, biological process: protein phosphorylation; endoplasmic reticulum to Golgi vesicle-mediated transport; intracellular signal transduction. The record is from RefSeq and is a predicted model, not a curated record. The transcript has 18 exons. Gene Ontology annotation, molecular function: ATP binding; protein serine/threonine kinase activity. Gene Ontology annotation, cellular component: endomembrane system; cytoplasm.
CCGAGGUCUGUUGGUGCUGCUGCUGCUGUCGCCUGGCAAAAAUACAUGUCCGAUCAGCGGGCGGCGGGAUAUGGCGAGCAUGAUCGCGUUGAAUGCUAUAUUUUAAGUCGAGACAAAGGGGGCAGGACCGGAUUAACGGAAUAUUUGCUCCCUCUGUUUUGUUUUUUGUUAGUAACGGCACAUCUUUGGAUAUUUGCUUUUGUGUGCAUUAUGAAGCCGUAAGACCAAAACUGCUUAGGUUUUUUUUUAUUUUUGUUUACAUUACAUACAAAAAAGGGGAGGGAACGCAACGUUUUAAAGGCAGGCAAGUCUUCGCAUCUUGGCAUUGCACACACGCGUCUUCCUAGCGCAACUGUACGCAUUCAGCAAGAAGCAUGACCAUGUCAGUGCCGGAGAGGAAUUCGGCAUCCGAAGGGAAAGAAGAAGAAAGUGAGGAUGAGAGCGAGAUCUUAGAAGAGAGCCCCUGCGGUCGCUGGCAGAAGCGGAAAGAGCAGGUGAACCAGGGGAAUGUCCCAGGCAUCGAGAGUGCAUUCUUGGCCAUGGACACAGAAGAGGGAGUGGAGGUGGUAUGGAUUGAGGUCCUGUUCUCCGAUAAGAAGGUUUUCAAAGCGCAUGAGGACAAGAUAAAGGAAAUGUUUGAAAACUUGAUGCAGGUGGAACAUCCCAAUAUUGUCAAGUUUCACAAGUACUGGCUGGACGUGAGGGACACAAAGACGAGGGUUAUUUUCAUCACUGAGUACAUGUCUUCAGGAAGUCUGAAGCAGUUCUUGAAGAAGACUAAGAAAAACCAUAAGACAAUGAAUGAGAAGGCAUGGAAGCGCUGGUGUACGCAGAUCUUGUCGGCCCUCAGCUACCUACAUUCCUGUGAUCCUCCGAUAAUUCAUGGUAACUUGACCUGUGACACUAUCUUCAUUCAGCACAAUGGCCUCAUCAAGAUCAGCUCAGUUUGGCAUCGGCUAUUCAUCAAUGCAUUUCCAGAGACAGUGCAUGGGCGCGUCAAACACCAUCGAGAUGAGCAGAAGAGUCUUCAUUUCUUUGCUCCUGAAUAUGGCUCUGCAGAAGACAACACAGCAAUCGAUAUCUUCUCAUUUGGUAUCUGUGCAUUGGAGAUGGCAGUGCUAGAAAUCCAAGCCAAUGGAGACACAAUGGUGUCAACAGAAGCAAUAACCCGAGCUGGGCAAUCCCUGGAGGACCCGAUAAUGAGGGAGUUCAUCCAGUGCUGCUUGCAUUAUGACCCCAGAAAACGGCCCACUGCCCAUGACCUCCUUUUCCACCGGGUGCUCUUUGAGGUUCACUCUCUAAAGCUGCUGGCAGCGCACUGUCUCAUCAACAAUCAGUAUCUUCUGCCAGAGAACUGUGUAGAAGAAAAGACCAAAACCUUUGAUGCUAAUGCUGUCAUGGCAGAGAUCCGACAUAAAAACCGACCAGCAGUGCAGUUCAUGUAUUCCAAUGUCUCUCCUUUGGAACUAGACAAGUUUUUGGAAGAUGUGAAGAACGGAAUAUAUCCCCUGAUGAACUUUGCUUCCCCUCGGCCGCACCCUAUCCCUCGUGCUCUCUCACUUUCUCAAGAGCACAUGGAAACUGUGAAGACGCCCACUCCUGAACCACAGGAGAUGGAAACCAGAAAGGUGGUCCAGAUGCAUUGUAACCUGGAAUCCAAUGAAGAAGGGACUAAGAUGCAUCUGACGCUGUUCUUGAAAAUGGAAGACAAGCUGCACAGGCAAUUAAGCUGUGAUAUCUUUCCUGCUGACAGUUCCAAGGAUUUGGCAAAUGAGCUUGUUCAUUACGCCUUCAUAAGUGAGGAUGACUGUGACAAGUUAGCCUGCUUUCUAGAAGAUGCUUUUAACAAGCACCGAGCCAGUGGGUCCCUCUCUUCUGGAGUGAUGAUGAUGCACUAAACGUAUGUGGCAGAUUCUCCCAAAAAUAGCUGUACCCCAGAGCUGUGGACAGAAAAGAAGCUCCCAGGGUUUCACUGCUCGAAGGAAAAGAAGACUUAAGAAUGUUACCAAGGACUCGCGUGUGAGCGACACAAAACCUGCCAGUCCUUCUUGGUGGUGGCACAGUCCGGGGCUGGAUCCUCCUGCUGCAGAUUGUAAUCUGUUCUUUUAUGAACCGAUCCUAAAUGUGUUUUUAGUUGACAUAUUGUUAAAUAGAAUAUUCCCUUUUUGGUGACACCAAACUUAAUUUUGUAAAGAGGGAUAUAUUUUGGGGCCUGGCAUCAUUUUGAUGUGCAGAAAAUCAGGUUUGUCAGGCAUCAGUAGGUACUUGAUCUGUAAAGAAGUCUAGUUCUGUUUUUUGAGGGGGUGUUUUUUUUUUUUUUAUAACGUUGCCACAUGGUUAUCAUGUGAAUUACUCAUGCAGAUUGCCUUGUUCAUCAACACAAACACACACUUGUACAGUAAAUCUGUUGCUGGUAUUGUGCAUUUUGCCAUCUGCACCCAGAGUCCUGCUUAAUAAACUGGACGGGCUACGGCCCAAUAGAAACCAAAUAAUGGAUGAACUGUUUAUAUCUACAUGAGUAACAGAUUAUGAAGAAUGAGUCCAAGUGAGCGGCAGAAUUCAGUUCAUUGGAGACGUUCAGUUGUUAAGAAAAUGAUGGUUGUGUGAUUAGCUUGUUAUUCUAAUCACACUUGUGUAGCUUUCAAGUGGAUAUUUCAGAAAGCACACUAGCAUGCUGGUCCACUGACAUACAUGUGGGCAUUCUUCUGUGUUAGAUUUAUGUUUUAUCUGUAUGCUUCUGUGUAACAUAUUGUACAAAAAUAAAUUAAUUAAAAAGAAUGCUACAUCUUUUUUAGAUCU